AUGGCCACUCCCAAGGCUAUAGUAGGAGUCCUUUCCAUCGGCCAGAUGGGGUUUGGGGUCGCAAAAUUACUUCUAGCCCAUGGCUUUCAUGUUAUCACCAAUGUGGGGGAUAGGAGUUUCGCGACGCAAGAACGUGCCAAAUCUGCAUCCAUCGAGUGUGCCUCGUCGGAUUCUGAGCUCGUUGCCAAAGCAGACUACAUAUUAUCAAUCGUACCUCCGAGAGAUGCAAAAGCUACCGCAGAGCGUAUCUUGAAUAUUUUCAAUCACGAAGUUGACCCGAGGACUGGAAAGAAAGAACAACUGUAUUAUGCAGACUUGAAUGCGGUGUCCCCGGAGACCGCCAGAAACAUAAGUGAAUUAUUCCAGCAAGAACCACGAUGUAAGAUCCGAUUCAUCGACGGCGGAAUAAUCGGAGGUCCUCCAUCCCCCACCCCAGACACAGGAGGUUGGAAGCGCCCUGGCAUCCCAAUGUCAGGACCCCAUCCACUUUCCGACGCGCCUAUCGCCGGACGCGAACUCGCCGACACCCUCAAUACGCGUUACCUGAAUGCCGAUAUCGGCACAGCUUCCGGCCUCAAAUGUACCUUCGCGGCUCUAUCCAAAGGCUUCACUGCUCUGGCACUCCAGUCUUUUACCACAGCGGCGUCGCUUGGUGUGCUACCGGAACUGCAGGAUUACAUCUCAGAGUACAAUCCCAGUGCGAAGGUCCGCGCUGAGAAGGGCGUUACUGGGUGUCCACCAAAAGCCUACAGAUGGGUUGAGGAAAUGAAUCAGAUAGGGCAGUGUUUUGAGCUUGAAGGGGGUUGGCCAGCAAGUGCGAAUGUCUUCCGAAGUGUGGCGAGUGUGUAUGAACAGCUGGCUGUUACAGUGGAGGAAAGAGGUGGGGCGGAAGGCAUGGAUGAAUUGGAGGGCGCGCUUUCAGCGCUAACGAAGAGUUUGAAAGAUGGGAAUGAUCUCCCUAAGAUUAGAAUCGACUGA
Paraphaeosphaeria sporulosa is the source of this 978-nucleotide messenger RNA. RefSeq names its product 6-phosphogluconate dehydrogenase C-terminal domain-like protein. Lineage: Eukaryota; Fungi; Ascomycota; Dothideomycetes; Pleosporales; Didymosphaeriaceae. The transcript has 3 exons. The record is from RefSeq and is a predicted model, not a curated record. Gene Ontology annotation, molecular function: NADP binding; oxidoreductase activity, acting on the CH-OH group of donors, NAD or NADP as acceptor. Bases 1 to 978 code for a protein of 325 amino acids.